GCAGUCUUUUACUGCCUGAAGCUUAUAGCUUAUUUUAUGUUCAUUAAUAUCGUCGGAUACAAAAUUUACUUUGGGGGAACAAAGCUAUGCGGUGCACAGUGUUCGGCUCGGUUGAUGUGUGUGGCAAACAAAAACCCAACUGGUUUUUGAGUUCUGUUUCGCUGAUUCAAACCGUCAUUAGCUAUUAGUCAUCCUCAGACUCGAUAUCUGGCAACGACUAUGAGCUCUUUUGUGCUCUGUGCGGUUAAACAAAAAAAUAAAAACACGAUUUAUCGAAAGAAAAACAUACAUUAAGCUAGACUAGACAAUAAUUUCUAUUUUGUCCGUGAAUUAAAAAUCGAAUAUUAAACAAAUAAAAAUCGAUAACAUAUAGUAAAUAUUCUAAUCGGUUUUCAAAAGGUUUUGAGAAUUUGUGAAAUAGUCAAACAUAUGGUACUAGAGUUAACAAUAAUUCUGACAAAAAGUGAUAUUGUUUAGAAAAAAAAAGUGUGCUUUCAAAUUGUUUUUUGGGAGAUCUUCUAUAAAACAUCUAUCAACACGAGAAUAUAAUAUUAACAUAAAGACAAAAUGUCGGAAUAUUUUGAAUUCCAGAUGAAUAAACGUUACUUAGACACAGGUUCCCUUUCAUAUUUAAGUCGACAGCAACAACCAUUUAAUAAGAAUGAGGCACGUGAUCGGCGAAAGGCGUUAAUAGCUCUCAAGGAUAUGAUUGGAGCUAGCAUGAAUUUUGCUUUAAAAGACAAGUCGUGCUGCACAGAUGAUGACUUUCUGAAUAGAUUUCUUUAUGCUAGAAAAUUUCGGUGCAACGAAGCCUUCGAAUUGAUCAUCAACUAUCAUUCGUAUAAACAACGAAAUAAAGUUCUAUUACAAAAAUUAAAUAUUUUUGACGAGACCAUUCAGAUGGCAUUGAGAGACGGAAAUCCGUGUAUAUUAAAAGAACGUGAUCGUCGAGGAAGGAAAGUUAUUCUAUUUAACACAGUGAAUUGGGAACCAACAAAAUACACAGCUGAAGAUGUUUAUAGAGCUUUUUUGCUAACAUUGGAUAAACUAUUGGAAGAAAAGCAGAAUCAAGCACUAGGAUUUGUAGUGAUUGUGGAUUGGACAAAUUUCACAUUACGACAGUCAUCUCACAUGCAGCCAAAGAUUUUGAAACUAAUGAUAGAAGGAUUGCAAGACUGUUUUCCGGCUAAAUUCAAGGCGAUUCACUUUAUUGCUCAACCUUGGUAUGUAGACAUUGCUUUGGCCGUGAUCAAACCAUUCCUCAAGGACAAAACACGUGAACGUUUCAAGUUGCACGGUACUAAUCUAGCAACACUACACGAAUGCAUUGCCAAGGAUAUAUUACCUCCAGAUCUGGGUGGCGAAGGACCAAGCGUUAAUACCCUCGACUGGUACCAUGUUCUUCUCGAAUCUAGCCAAACAACUGAAGCACCAAAAUCAUACCGACUUAUAGAGACCACAGUUUAUGCAAAGGCCCCAUUUGAGACACCAUCUUCAAAUGGAAUUUCAGAGAAUAGCCAGCUGAUUGGAUCAAAUCAAAGCAACUCAUGACAUAGUUUUACUACAAAUGAUCUAAUUGUAUGCACUUAAAGAAGAAGAAGAAUUAUAAUCUAUAAGAAGUGAUGCUGUUGGGGAUUUUAUAUGACAUUUUAAUUUUAAAAACAAAAAAAGAUAUAUCAUUUUAUUUAUCACAAGGUAUUCUAAAUGAUUCUCAUUAUGUUGUAUAUGAAGUCGUGUCGUAAGCAAUAUUGUACACUUUAGAAAUGUAAUGUACCUACCUAUUAAAUCGUAGUAUUCUUAUGAUUAAUUUAAGCAACUAAAAUCUCAUGUAUUUUUUCGGAAUAUUAAACUAAAAUCUAAACACAGUUUAACUAUGUU
Episyrphus balteatus (marmalade hoverfly) is the source of this 1878-nucleotide messenger RNA. Its product is annotated as clavesin-2-like. The record is from RefSeq and is a predicted model, not a curated record. The transcript has 3 exons. Gene Ontology annotation, cellular component: membrane. Gene Ontology annotation, molecular function: phosphatidylinositol bisphosphate binding. Lineage: Eukaryota; Metazoa; Arthropoda; Insecta; Diptera; Syrphidae. Bases 568 to 1551 code for a protein of 327 amino acids.